Messenger RNA from Talaromyces amestolkiae, 1314 nucleotides. RefSeq lists its product as uncharacterized. The transcript is spliced from 5 exons. The coding region runs from base 1 to 1314 and encodes 437 amino acids. The record is from RefSeq and is a predicted model, not a curated record. Gene Ontology annotation, biological process: homogentisate catabolic process; L-phenylalanine catabolic process; L-tyrosine catabolic process. Gene Ontology annotation, molecular function: fumarylacetoacetase activity. NCBI's taxonomy places the organism in Eukaryota, Fungi, Ascomycota, Eurotiomycetes, Eurotiales, Trichocomaceae.
AUGGUGCUUUGGCCAGUUCCAGUAGCAGCUGACAGCCCUUUCACUCUCGCUAGCCUACCAUAUGGCAUCUUCAGUACCUCUAAUCGUGAAAAGCGUGUGGGAGCAGCUGUCGGCGACUUCAUCCUGGACCUUUCCUCCAUGGAAAGCUCAUCAAUCCUCAAGGCCAUCCUGCAGGGCCAUGAGUGUGGCGAUAACGGCAGGKUCAUUUUCAAUUMUGAGGAUCUGAGCAACUUUGCAACUGUUCCAACUAUUAUGCGAAAGGCGCUUCGCCAACAGCUCAUUAACUGGCUCAGUGAUCCCACUUCACCUCUUUUUCAGGAUGUCGCCUUGAACGAGGUGGCUUUUGUGCCUAUGAGGGACGCGACGAUGCAUCUACCUUUCAAGAUUGGAGGAUUUUCUGAUUUUAUGUGCUCGGAUGUCCAUAUUGACAAUUGUAGUAACCUGGCUGGUGCUCGGACUCCAGCCAGCCACUACGCCAUGCCUACCGGCUACAAUGGCCGUGCAUCUUCGGUCGUUGUCGAGUCAGCACCAGUUCACCGACCAUUCGGACUCAUCAGGGACAAGGAAACAGGAAAGUUCGUAUUCAAACCCAGCAUGAGUAUGGAUUAUGAAGCCGAACUGGGUAUAUUUAUCUCUCAUGCGGUCCCAUUUGGGAAAACUAUCACUGCUGAUGAGGCUGAGGAGCAUAUAUUCGGUUUUGUUUUACUGAACGACUGGUCCGCGAGAGAUAUACAGUUCUCCGAGAUGAACCCCCUUGGUCCCUUUAAUGGCAAGGCAUUCGCAACUAGCAUCUCGCCUUGGAUUAUCCCACUAGAAGCCUUGAAAAAUGCACGUUGCUCUUCGUCCUGUGUGGACUUGCGUAGUGGCGGAUCUGCUGGUGCGCCUCAUUUAAGCCAUGCUAUUGCUGAAUCCACGUGGGAUAUUGAAGUUGAGGUUUCAGUCAACCGAAGCAAGUCUGGAGAGAAAGAUUCUAUCCUGAUGACCCGCUCGAAUCUCCGCGAUCUCCGUUGGUCCCCUGGCCAGAUGGUUGCACAGCUUGCUUCGUCAGGCUGCGGCUUAAACACAGGUGACCUUCUAGGCACCGGCACAAUUUCAUCACCGAACGACACACCUACUCUCCGUACCCUUGGAUGCCUUCUUGAAUUAACAGAAGCCGGCAAAAUUCCUGUUGGUCAGCGUGAGGGAAGCAAGCUCACUUUCCUGGAGGAUGGAGAUGAGGUUGUGAUGACAGCUAUAGCAGCCGGAGGCACUGUAAACUUAGGAACACUACGUGGCCAGUUGCAGGAGCCCCGCAAUAUCGCAACAGCUCUGUAG